Molecule: messenger RNA, 1142 nt
Organism: Rhodofomes roseus
Lineage: Eukaryota; Fungi; Basidiomycota; Agaricomycetes; Polyporales; Fomitopsidaceae
Product: protein-s-isoprenylcysteine O-methyltransferase
Exons: 5
Coding region: 253-1056 (267 amino acids)
Biological process (GO): C-terminal protein methylation
Cellular component (GO): endoplasmic reticulum; membrane
Molecular function (GO): protein C-terminal S-isoprenylcysteine carboxyl O-methyltransferase activity
Source: RefSeq, a predicted model, not a curated record
GGCACUUCGUGGGACGAUCACGAGCAGGCGAUGGAUGUCUUGGGGUGGGAACACCAUCCAUUCUCACGGCGGAUAUCUGUGGAUACACCCAUCCAAGGCAGGCCCUGAAGCAUCCCAAUCUCGGAUCUCGAUCCUCAGAUCUGACCGAGGACAGGGCUAUUGUCCUCCACUCCCCCGGGCCACCCACUGUACUCUUACAGACUCUUACGCGACUCUCAACGACCUCUCGUUCUUCUUGCGCACGAAUCAUCUAUGACACCCACGCAAGGAGAAAGGGAUGGGUUCGAAGAACGACUUCGGCAGCGUACAGAUGACAAGUCGUCACAUCCACUCGACACUGUACCGACGGAUCCAGGUCUGCGACCCCGCGGGAAGAUCCCAAACACACCACUAGCUGCAUCUACCCUCUCAUUUCUACUCGGCAUCGUCUUUGCACUUGGAUUUGGGACCUUUAUACUUGGAGGGUUUGAUCGCUUCUGGUGGACAACGCACCAAUUGGGUUUCUAUCUCGCUGCAUGGGCAGCGUUUCAUUGGGGCGAGUUCGCUGUGACUGCGGGUUGGAACAGGGACAAAUGUAGCAUAAACUCAUUUCUGCUAGAGAACGGAGCGCAGUACCACAUAGCGCACAGCGUCGCAAUCGCCGAAUACUUACUCACAUUGUACUUCAAGCCGUCAAUUAAAUGUCAUCCCUAUGUUUCCCAAGUUGGAAUCGCCCUGACGGUGGUGGGCCAAGUGCUCAGGUCGUCUGCUAUGGUCCACGCAGCCCAGAGCUUCUCGCAUGUUAUUGCGAUGCGCAAGGUCGACACGCAUAUACUCGUCACUGAUGGUAUAUACAGGUGGUUCCGGCAUCCGUCGUAUGCUGGCUUCUUCUAUUGGGCCUUGGGCACCCAGCUUGUUCUGCAGAACCCUAUAUCAUUCCUCGGGUUUCUUAUUGUGCUCUGGAGAUUCUUCGCUCAACGCAUACGUGGCGAGGAGGGCUACCUCAUCCGCUUCUUUGGAAACGAUUACAUACAAUACCGCAAGAGAGUUGGCACGAGGAUACCAUUCAUCCCAUAAACAUUCGUCUGUGUACCAAAAUACGAUGACCGGCUUGGUGGAUAAUAGUAUGUCAGUCACAUGUGUAGUGACGCGUGAGGGAGCAC